This is a messenger RNA of Aethalodelphis obliquidens (Pacific white-sided dolphin), 14144 nucleotides long. It is a transcript of the gene MBNL2, whose product is annotated as muscleblind like splicing regulator 2. Bases 836 to 2119 code for a protein of 427 amino acids. Gene Ontology annotation, biological process: regulation of RNA splicing. The record is from RefSeq and is a predicted model, not a curated record. The transcript is spliced from 9 exons. Lineage: Eukaryota; Metazoa; Chordata; Mammalia; Artiodactyla; Delphinidae. Gene Ontology annotation, cellular component: nucleoplasm; cytoplasm. Gene Ontology annotation, molecular function: RNA binding; metal ion binding.
UGUCGGAAGGAAGGGCUGCAGCUUACAGCAACAGAGUUUAGACUGUCUUUGCUUCAUCAUCUGAAGGCAAAAUUUUCCAGAUACGGCAGACGGCUCUCAGAGUACAAUAAACAGGGAAUGAGAACUAUUUACAUGGAAAUUUCUUCCUCAUGAUGCAGCGGAGAAGCCUCGGCCGCUUGAUUUUGCCAGAUGUUCCUGGGGUUACUGUAAAAGGAAAGGAGAGGCAGAGCUAAACAAGGUUCAAGAUUUAAAAGUGCCUGUGUGAAGUCACUUUUGCUGGAAACCACAGCCCGGGAGCUUUUGUGUUAUCGUGUUUUGCUAUCCAAUACACAUUACCCUGACCUUAUGAGUGGAUGAAGAUACCUCAGUUGUCUGGCUUUGCCAAUUGCUUGAUUUCGGAAUUUUAAAAGGUGAAAGAGAAAUCCUGCUAAGAUCUGAACAUCUAAGUGGCUUAUUUUCCAGCAUCGUCAAUAGCUGCGAGCAUCAGAACUAAAUAUUCUCCCAAGGAGUGCCAUGAUAUUGAAGUCACUUUAUUAAAAACAAUUGUGUCUGCAAAACAAUCAGGCGACUCGGACGUUUGCAGCCAGAGAUGACACUGAGCAUGCUUUCAUUGCGGCCCGCAGUCUUCGAGUGGGGCAUAUUGAUUGAUGAGUGACCGCCUGCCGAUAAAUUCUCUCCUCACUCUGUUUCCCGGAUUGGGCUUCUUUAAGCAAUUUGUCACUUACCUUCAGACUUACAUGUGGGAUUUUUCACAGCAAUAGUUUUGGAAUCAUUGGAACUUGAUUUGAUUUCAUCAUUUAACAGAAACGAACAGGAUCCAAAUUAUUUUCUCAUCAUGGCUUUGAAUGUUGCCCCGGUCAGAGAUACAAAAUGGCUGACCUUGGAAGUCUGCAGACAGUUCCAGAGAGGAACGUGCUCCCGUUCUGAUGAGGAAUGCAAAUUUGCUCACCCCCCCAAAAGUUGCCAGGUCGAAAAUGGAAGAGUAAUCGCCUGCUUUGAUUCCCUAAAGGGCCGUUGUUCAAGAGAGAACUGCAAGUAUCUUCACCCUCCAACACAUUUAAAAACUCAACUCGAAAUUAACGGGAGGAACAAUUUGAUCCAGCAAAAAACUGCAGCAGCAAUGCUUGCCCAGCAGAUGCAAUUUAUGUUUCCAGGAACCCCACUUCAUCCAGUGCCCACUUUUCCUGUAGGUCCCGCAAUAGGGACAAAUACGGCGAUUAGCUUUGCUCCUUACUUAGCACCGGUAACCCCUGGAGUUGGGUUAGUCCCAACGGAAAUUCUACCCACCACACCUGUUAUUGUUCCCGGAAGUCCACCUGUCACUGUUCCGGGCUCAACUGCAACUCAGAAACUUCUCAGGACUGACAAACUGGAGGUCUGCAGGGAGUUCCAGCGAGGAAACUGUGCCCGGGGAGAGACUGACUGCCGCUUUGCACACCCCGCUGACAGCACCAUGAUCGACACAAACGACAACACCGUAACCGUUUGUAUGGAUUACAUAAAGGGGCGUUGCAUGAGGGAGAAAUGCAAAUAUUUUCACCCUCCUGCACACUUGCAGGCCAAAAUCAAAGCUGCGCAGCACCAAGCCAACCAGGCCGCGGUGGCCGCCCAGGCAGCCGCGGCCGCGGCCACAGUCAUGGCCUUUCCUCCUGGUGCUCUUCAUCCUUUACCAAAGAGACAAGCACUUGAAAAAAGCAACGGUGCCAGCACCGUCUUUAAUCCCAGCGUCUUGCACUACCAGCAGGCUCUCACCAGUGCACAGCUGCAGCAACACACGGCAUUCAUUCCGACAGGGUCAGUUUUGUGCAUGACACCCGCUACCAGUAUUGUACCCAUGAUGCACAGCGCUACGUCAGCCACUGUCUCUGCGGCAACAGCUCCUGCAACAAGUGCCCCCUUCGCAGCAGCAGCCACAGCCAAUCAGGGCAGCAUUACGCAUCCAGGGCUUUGUGAAUUGUCACAGAAAAAUCAGAAAAGCUCACCUGGGAGUGCUUCAGAGCUGGCUGUAUUUGGAUUCAGUUCAUUCAGAGACCCUAUUAUCUAUUGUGGAGGAAAAGAAAAUUCUCCUCUUAGAAAAGUCUCCCCUUUUCCCUUAGUGUCAAAUUUGAGGUCUGAAUGAUUCUUGUUAACAUUUCACCUGGGUCCUAUGUGCUCCCAAACUCGCUUGGUUCCCAAGUGAGAGACAAACGGUCCUGGAAGAAGAGAACGGGGCCACCGAGUUCACAAAGGCUGGAUAUAACUGAUAGGGGCGUGUAAUUCUUUUGGUUUAACGCAUGUGCCAGUGAGACCUCGGACGGACUCUUUCUCAGGGAGGGCCAGCUGGCUGUUUCCUGUCGUCACAGGCUGACUGUAACCCUAACCCCAGCCAACCAACUUGCAAACAUGUGCUUCUGGUCCCAGGAGAGGCGUAAAAGCAUAAACUCUCACAUGCCCGGAAAAACACUUGACUGCGCAUGCUCUCCCUUCACAGAAGAGCCAUUCUGGUUUUGCUGUGAGUGUAGUGGGUUUUUUCUCGUUUUGUUUUGUUUUGAUUUUUGUUUUAAUAAAAUCAACUGUACUGAUAAAAGAUGACAAGACAUAUAGGAGGAGGUGGAGGGAAGGUCCCAGCUAACGGGAUAAACUGGAAAAAAUCAUGUCUGGGCAUAAAUAGCAGAUUCCAAACUACAUUCUGCAGGCGGGAAGGCCUGAGUCACGCUUCUUUCCCAGUUCUAGUGAAUAAGUGAUUCCAGAGCUAUAGGUUUCAUUGCUGAAAAGAUAGGCGUGAGUGCACUUAUAUGAAGGAAUAAAAGUAAAAUCCUGUGAGCUCCUCCUGUGCCCUCUGAGUUUUGAUAAAGCAGAAAAGAUCGAGGAGGGAGGGAGCAGAGGCCGAGCAGACCCUCAGAGGCAAUACCAACUGCUGACAACGCUUUAGCUCUUCACUCGCCACCUCAACAUGCCAGCUUCCCUCUAAGGAAAGCCAGCUCAGCUUCCAAACAGAUAGAACAAAGAACAGCAAAUCACUUUCUUAGCUGCGAAGAUUUUUUUAAAUGAUGGGAUGGCAGAAGGGAGAGACAGUGUGCGUCCUUCCAUCAUUAGGUUCAAAGCACCUCUUUUCACAUGGUCAUUCUUAGUAGGGAAACUGGAAAGGUUUCUUUUAUGUCUAAGUCCUGUCUUCCUGAACCAUGUUUUUGCGAUUUGGAGCAGAAGUUUUAUAUAAAGUCCCUUCAUCAGAAAGCAAGUUUCAAGCAUAAUAGAGUGUUCAUUACAAUGGACUGUAACGUUAUACUUUACGGCAAGUUAAGCACUUCUAAUACAGAGAGCUCUUUCCUGGGAAUGGAAAGGAAGUCAAGAUAAAGAACUAUUUUGGAGUUUUAGGAUAAGUCCCUUUAUUAUGAUAAAUUCUUGAUCAUGUAUCAUAAAUAUUUUUCCAGCCUAAUGAUUCUUUGGCUCAAUUUGGUAGAAAAAACUGAGAUUGCAUACGUAUGCGUAGGUUUAUGUAUGUGUGUAGGGGAAGCAUAACUAUUCAGAAGCUAAAAUAUAUCACUUUUCAGCAGAGUGUGAUUGGUAAAGGAACUAACAAGUUAACGUCAAUUAAAUCCAAAGAAGUAUAAUUAUAGGAGUACCUGACAGUAGCUUCAAGAAUCCUAGAUUCUCCAUUUUGCAGUUUAUCAGAUGUAAUCGUUGCUGGACUGCACUUCAGUGAUGACUCUUAAUCAAAGUCUGCUUGCACAUGAAGACAACAGAAAAAGAAAUAGUAGUAAACAUAAAUUUUCAGAUAUGAUAUUCUUAAUGUAUUUUCAACAAGUUUCAAAGAGCAAAGCAGCUACAAAAGAACUUGGAAAUUCUUUUAGUGCCCAAGAGUUCAGAAUUCAGAGAGAUUUCUGAUGGCUGUGAAAUGACAAGUUUUCAUCUUAUUAAGAUUUCGCACUUUAAACUCACACUGAAUCAUGUCCAUGUGAAUUACAUGUCAUUUAAACAAAAUGAAUCUGUUUCCUCACUUGUAAAAGAAAGAUUAGAACUAGAUGGCCUCCGAGGUCCCUUUCAGCUCUAAGAUUCAACAAACCUAUGGUUCCUUAGCUGCUGUGCUAAGCCCAACGCAUGAGAUUAUAAAGGUAAACACAGAGUAGAAAGUGGUGCUAAUGAUUUCAGAGUUCAGUGCAUGAUACGCAUCCUCCCUUCUUUCCCUUCAUUGAGCCAUCUGUCUUUAACACAAAAUGUGGUAGGGUUUUGACAGCUUUUUAGUUCAUUUGAUCAAUUUAGACUUUCAGUUCAAAUAGUUCAAAUCUCAUAAGUAUUUGUAAUAAGAUACAAGUCAUUCAGAGAAGAAAGAACAUACACCAAAACAUCCCAUGACAGCUCCUCCGGCCCAGGUUUCCUUCACAUGUUACCCCAUGGUGAGUCAAGUUGAACUGGCAAUAAAUCUAUAAAUUCUACCCUCAGGGCUUAAUCAAGGUGACAGCAAUGAAAGUUUUAACUGAACUUAGACUUGCAGUUUGAAAUUAAAUGACGACAAGAUCCAAAUACUUCUGGGAAAUAGAAAAUUAUUUUUUGGUUAUUUAGCUCUGGGAGUAGAUAUAUAAACAAAAAUACAAUAAACAAAUUUACCAACAGCUAUCUCCUGUUUCAAUUAAGGUCUUUGGGCCUUAAUAUACAAGUUACACCUAAUGAUAAUAUUAUUAUUAUUAUUAACAAAUUACUUAUAGAUACAAGAUACUAUUCUAAAUGGUUUCUCUCUUAUAUAAUACAUUACAUAUUUUUAUAUAUCAUAUUAUAUAUAUCAUAUGAGAAAGAAUACAUAUGUAUAGGAUAUACUCAAUCCUUACUACAGUGUUAUAAAUAUUACUGUCACCCCCAUUUUACAGACAGUAAAACUGAAACCAAGGUUAACCAACUUAGCCAAAGUUAAAUAUCUAAUAAAUGGUCUUGCUGGAAUUUAAACCCAGGCAGUUUGAUCCCAGAGGCCUUGCUCUUAACCACCAUGCUACAUUGCCUCUCUCUAUAAUUAUAAAUGAACGGAAGUCACUUCUUCCACAGGUAAAAGUGUCUUUAAAGUGCAACUCAAUAGCAGCAAGCUCUGUUGCUCUAGGGAAAAUGAAGGCGUUCUGCUAAUGCAGCUCAGACUGAGGUGAGUUCUAAGGUGGGGAGAUGAACUGCAUCUGAGCAGAGCUUCAGGCUGGUUAUGUAAUACCCAGGUCACAUUUAGAAACCAUAUACAUAGUUGAUAUAUAUUAAUUAUGAUACAGAACUAUUUAUUAAUAGUCUAUGUUAUAUUAUACCCAGUGAGUAGACUGAAAAGUAUGAAUAGUUUCUGUACAAGUAAGAUGAGAACUAAGACGAGAAGUAAAAAGGAAUUAGUCAUUAGUCCUGGCGAAGCAGAUUCAUGGGCUUCUUUUGUGUGAAUCAUGGCCCUGGACUUUACUCCCAGCCUCUGCCACUCAUCUCACAAGUAGCAUCGUGACAAGGGAAAUCAGAAAUGAAAACCCAGGUACUAUAUAAGUCAGUCAAUUUCAGUCCGCUAAUAGAAGGUCAGGAUGUAUAUAUACAUCUAUAGAUGCCUAUAUUGAAGCCAAUUUAAUCUUAGAGUAUACAGUGAAAAAGGAGAGGUCAGCAGCUUAGUAUAUGGAUUAUCUAGUUUUUUUCACAUUAUAAGAAAUUUUAUUUAAUAAAAUGAGAGUGCAGAUUGAAAUCCCUCUAACUUAAAUUAUUAUGGUACUCUAUCCUGUUAUUGCUUUAUUAUUUUUUUACUUCAAAAAUACAUUCUAUUUCAAAAGGGGAGAAAAUAAUUUCCUAGUAAAUAUAUUUUAAAUCUUAGUUUCUUCAUUUAUAUACAGAGAUUAUUCACCUUACCUGAUAACAUCCUUGAAGGCCCAAUUGAAAUACAAUUUGUAUUCUGAGUCUUUCCCUGAACCCCUGCAGCUAGAAUUUCUUUUUUCUAUCCUCUGAAUUCCACAAGGACUCUAUCUGCAUGUUCCUUAAAGCAUCAUCAUUAGAUAGAUGGAAUGACAGUGCUGAUAUACAACAAAGGUGGGGAAGUGUAAAUCUUAGCAGAGAAAAACUAACAAUCCCGUUGGCCAGAGCACCAGUUUUCGUGAGCGGCUACGACAUAGGUUUGAUUCCGAGUGUGUAGGACCUUAAAUGACAGGGUAAAGGGUUCGCCGGCCUUUAUUUGGCCACUGAAGGUUUUCAAGCAGGAAAGUGACGGAACACAACUCUGAGAAGAGCAGGCAGAUGGAGACAAGGCAGGAGAGUCUGCGGAGACCGUGGAGAGGCUUCCACAAGAGCCGGAAGUGGGACAGUGGCAGCCGGCGAGUGGCCGACUUUGCCUUGCCUUUGCCUGUUACAUAGGGAGAGGCGCGUUUAGCCAAAGAGAAACAUAAAAAUGGUUUCAUACUAUGGCAAAACCUGUCCAAAUAAAUGUCAUGUAGCAGAAGAAGAGAUGUGGGCUGACAUGAAAGGUUAACCACAGGAAGUUGCCUCUGUAGGACCUGAAUUUAAGGAUAGCCUUUGGGUGGACUCCCUGGGCAAAUGCCUCCAGGGUACUUGUGCCUAAUACGCGGCUCCCCACUCUCUACCCGAAUGAGACAUCAGAGCCACAAAAGCUCAGACACCUCCCAGGCCUUUGCCUGGAAGAAAGGGUCCCUUCAGAUUUGGAGUGAAUACGUGUUGUCCACGUGUCCACAGCUAGAGCUAUGUGGACGCGGAGGGCAGUUAUUCAUCUAAUUCAUUCUGGGUCAUGAGUCCAUGCUAGGAAGGCAAAUUCUUACAUACUGGAUAUUAGGAAUAUUUUAAUGGAGCAUCCCACGCAGUGCCUUUAAAGCUGGUGAAAUCAAUUAUAUUUCUGGCAAUAUGUUAACAACACUAAUUACAUCUCCAAAAAGUGCUGACUGGUGUUUAAUUAUGACCUCAAGGUUUUAUCACAUCUUCCGAAUCCUCUUCCAAAGAUUAAAUCCAUUCAACAGAAAGCUGGCCUUAGGAAGAGUUUAUUGAAAAUUAGUUAAUAACAUAUUAUACAUUCCUAGCCCUCCAUUUAUUGGGAUAUUUGGUAAGUCAGAAAAUCCCCAUUUUCCAGACAUGCCUGAUUAGUAUAUAUAUGAUAACAAUUUCAACGGUAUCUUACCAGACAAAAUAAUUACAUGCAACCAGAUACCUAUAUUAUGCUUCAUCAGGCCUGCUACAAAUUACUAAAGGGAGAGGAGAAAAGUUUAAGAGCAUCAGAUUUUACUCAUUUCUCACAUAUAAACACGAACACAACUUCAAAGCUAUUUGUAUGUAGAUUCUUGGACUUCUAUAUACAAAGUCACAGUAAAUCACCCCAUCCUAACCAAGAAGUCUAGAAAGGUAAGGUCAUGUUUUACUUACUCUCUCAUCUCAAAGAGUUUUCUAAAACAUCUAUUAUUCAAAGUCAUCUGUUAGGACUAUAUUCAGACAAAUGUAGGAGGCAUUAAACGUUCCCCACUAUUCACCACUUGACCCAUUUGGAGCCUGUGUUUUUUCACAAGAAAAAUCUGGGUUCUGCAAAGCCCCAGCGUGGGAGGAGUAGACCCCUGUUAGUUCCCUCCCCUGAAAUAUACAGUAGAGCGACUGGCCUCCCUGCAUGGAUGAUCGAACUGUGAACCACUCCUUUCCCGCAGUUUGCUGAGUCCUGAGAACAGUCAACAGAAAGCAGCUGGGCCCCAAGUAUGUUGUGCUCUGAAAGGGCCUGGACAGCAACUGUCCAAAUCCAGGGCCUGUUAAUAGUGCUCAGGCUGAGACACCCAUCUCAGCAUCGUCAUACUGCUAACGUUGUUCGGCCUUCUCUAACUCUGUGCUGAUCUUCUAACUAUAGAGGAAGGUUCCAUUUCAGUAAUGGAUCUGGUUGCCUCAAAUGAGGUAGAAUCGCCAUAUCAAAUAUUUUGUGGAGAGAGGGACUGUGUGUGUGUGUGUGUGUGUGUGUGUGUGUGUGUGUGUGUGUGGAGAGAAAGAGGGGUGGAGGGACAGAGGAGGAGAGAGAGGGAGAUUAACUGGAGCCUGCUGUAUAUCUCUUCAAAUAAAAAAAUCAAAACAAUAAAAAUGGCGGCGUUUGCGUUCAGUUAACACCAUUGGUUAAAGCUGCUUGGCAAUUUGAGUCUCAAUUCCAUGGUGCAACAUGGCUGGGGCACUGGAAUCCAGUCUUGCUAGUCUGGUGAAAAAAAAAAGAUGUUUAAGGUGGAGAGGAGAGGUGGGAGGGCCGCUCCGUAUGUCUUAGGUGGAGCUGGAUCUGUGAGAACCAUAGAGAGGCAGAUUAUUUUUUCUCUUCAAGAAAGCAGAAAAUAAGAAGAAAAAAGGCCUCUUAUUUUCCUGCCUCAGGAGCAGCUGCUUUGCAGAGCUACCAUGAGGUUUAAUUAAUAUAUGUAUUUGCAGAUUCUCCAAGGAAAGGCUAAGUUAUAUUAAGUGUUGUAAUCUAGUACAUUUUCAUCUUUCAUGAAUAAUUUACACCUCAUGGUGAGAAACUUGAGUGGAAUUCUUUUGUAUACAGCUCCUAAAGACAUAAUAUCAGUUCCAAUUUUGUGCAGUUGAAGAGAAAAUGUCAAGGGUCCUUACGUGGAACUUGACUGCCUGGUGGAUCGUCCUACUUAUUUUACUUCAAAUCCCAUCCUCUUUUGCAUUUUGAUGGAAUUUGGGGGAAUCUUUUUAGAUUGAAAAGUUAUAUUCCCAGCAGUACUUUGGCUUUUGUUGACCAUAAUAAAAUCAUGCUUAUUUUUCUAAUCGUAGGUUUCCUCUUUGAGAGGAAUAAACAUACAGCUCAUCCUAUAUGUGUGUUUAUUUCCAGCUCUACAUUUGUAAGGAAGGAGAGACUAGGCACAGUGCAGGAAUUUGGAUCCAUUGUCAAGGGUUGAGAGAUGAAUGGGGUCUCGUUUUUAAUAAAAAUUGCUAUGAACAGAGAAAAUCUUUGACUUAUAGGCAUCUAUCUCCCCAAGUUUUGCCACUGCUGCCUGCCUUCCCACACUUCUACCUGCAUGUUUGGGGAAGUUGCCAGCCUUGCUGUGUGGGUGGAUGGAGAGGAGAGAUCCUUGCCGUCUCCUGACACAAAGCUGGCCUGACUGUCACUUCACUUACUGGAUAUGACGCCAUGAUGAGUCAAAGACAAACUGGCAUGAGGUCCGGCCUCUCAGCCUCUUCCAGCAUUCUCUCUGGGCCACAUCUCAGGAGUCAAUGGCUUCCAAGGUCAGACCUGGCUGAGUCUGCUGAACAUUCUAGAGGCCACCAGUGUGGGGAGGUGCUAAGGGUACCCAGGAGUUUACUGCCUAGUCAAAGAGAUGUGAAGCAAUCAGACAAGGUCACAAAGUGAAACAGUCAAGGAUUCAAACAUUAUUGCAUGGGAAGUAAGCUCCACGGCAGAGCCUCGGCCCUAAGUGGGAGGGGGAGUAAAUUAGGAGUUUGGGACUAACAUAUACACCCUACUGUGUAUAAAAGUGCAGAGGCAGGUCUUGAAGGAUGUGUAGGAAUUAGAUAAGGAACUGGUGAGGCUGUUCCUGACCAGAGUGAAAUGUAAGGGGUAGAGCUGGGGCUGGGGUAAGGGGCAAGGAGACUGGCAUUAUAAAUGUACCAGCAUCAUGCUUUACAUGUGUUCUCACAUUUAACCCUAUCAGAUGGGCCCUAUUCUCGCUCUUUAACAUGUGAAGACAUCAAGGCUCAGAUGUGGCCGUGGCUCUAAUCAGUAGAAGGGCCUGCAUUUGACCUCAAAACUCUGACCCUGAGGUCAAUGCUUCCCCCUUAUCCCACCUUCUUCCCCAGUAGCCUUCGCGGCUCAGAUAGGAGUUUCAGAAUCAGUUUCGGACUUUAUCCCACAAAAGAUGCAGACAGAGCAGCUAUUACUACAUCAGAUCUAAAGGGGGGGACAGUGUAGCUCACACGCACUAAAGGCCACACCGCGGUGAGUGAAGAGAAGACACACGUGGGCAGGACUAGAAAAUCUCCUUGAGCAGGUGAGGAGAGGUUAGGUUACUGAGAGGUCAAAAGGCAGGCUGAGGGCAGGGCAGCAAAAUGCGAAACGAGAGACUUGCAAACACUCAUCUACAGGAAGUGAGUGGGUAGGUGUGAGCUGGGAUGGGCUGAGCGCAGGUUAACUGGUAAGGAAGCUACUUUGUUGAUGAAGUGAUAAAAUUGGGAUAGAGAGAAAAGGGAAAAUGUGGGGAGGGGAGGAUGAAUACACUCGUCCCUCAGUAUCUGUGGGGCAUUGGUUCCAGGACCCCGAGUAAUACCAAAAUCCAUGGAUGCCCAAGUCCCUUAUAUAAAAUGGCACAUUUGCAUAUAACCUACGCACAUCCUCUCUUCUACCUUAAAUCAUCUCUAUGUUACCUAAGACAAUGUAAAUGCUAUGUGAAUAGUUGCCAGCGCAUGACAGAUUCAAGUGGGGUUUUUUUGGAACUUUCUGGAAUUUUAUUUUUUCAAAUAUUUUCUAUCCAUGGUUGGUCGAAUCCAUGAAUUCAGAACGUGAAGCUAUGAAGAAGGACAGACUGUAACUAAGAAAAUCAAGAAAAUUCAGGGAGGCAUUUUGAUCCUUUAGUCUCCCAGCGGCUCUUGCCAGUUUCUAUAGCAUCUGUGGAUUCACCAGCUCUCAGCUCCCCGCCACAUCAACCUUCUACAAGACAUUUCUCCCGACGACUUACAUAGAUACAAUGGCUCCUGCUGACACUUCUUCACUUUAUUUGUACUAUAAAGGAGAAAUUUGUUGCCUGGGAUUUUCUGACACUGGUUUAUGAAAAGCUACAGCUAGUCUAGCACUUAGACGCCAUCAUGCCUCGGCAUCACAUAUAACAUGCUGAAACUUUUGGUCUGUCUGUUUUAACUCUCAGUGAUCAAAUUAUAGUAUUAUCGUCACUCUCCUUGCUCUGGAGUUUCCAAAGAUCUCAGAGUUUAUGUCGAUGAGCUUCCUAUAAUCAAAUACAGACACUUUUCGGUAUUUACCACAAUGCAUUUCUGGAAGCAGCAUCAUUAAGCUGAAUGCUGUAAAACGUCACCCAUUUUCCCAUAGUCACCGUUGCCUCAGGCACUGCAGGUCUGACCCAAGACCUGCAUUAACUACAUCAAAGUUAUGAAAGGCGAUAAGUCAAAAGAGCAAACUGACUACAACCAUGCCAUACUUCUACAGUAACAGAAAAGGGAAAUGAUGAUGCAAGUUACAUUAUAAAUUGGAACAAGACCCCAGAUCAGUAAGGUGGCUUACCCAAGUCACAUAAAUAAUAAGAGAGCCAGGACUAGAACCCAAUUGUCUGUGUCCUGCCUAGGGUAGUGUUUUUUCCCUUUCACCACACUGCCUUCCUGAGAAAGUGCUUUAAAUGAUCAUUAAAGGGACCCCAAAGUACUACAGAGCAUACAGACAGCACAAAGAUAACACAAGCGUCUCUCCAUGAGUAAGCUCUUACCAACUGCCAGAAAUCAUGCUAAGCUUUUAUACGAACUAUCUCAUUAAAACCCAAAAUGGCCCUGUGAGGAAAUAUUCUUCUCCCUAAUAUACAGAUACGGAGACUGCAGCUUUGAGAAGCUGAAAAACUUGUGCAAGGUCAUCUAUUAAGUGGCAAAACCAGAUAUACAACCUCCCCCAAGCUCCUAACCUUCCAUUUUAUAAUGAGGAAAAGGACCUACAAUGGUUAAGUGACUCAGUCAAGGUUACGUAAGGGAUUAGAAACUGAUCUCCUAACACCAUGCUUAGUCCUCUUUCCCUCCCUCAAACCACAAUCCAGCAUGAAUAUGCUAGCUAUACAUUUUUUUGAACAGUCAAUAGAUUUUCUUCCUCCUUAAAAUUUAGAAAGGUUUUGGAGGAAUCAAAAAGAUACCCAAGGAUGUUAAACUCAAUUCCUUCUUUUUCUCAAAAUAUUGCUCAUACUCUUCCAUUAGUCAUUCUUUCAAUUCUUGUCAUUGUUAUCCCGAGAUAUUUGAAAGGGCCAGAGAACCACUUUAGUUAUGAAGAUCCAGGAGAAAAGGAAUUGCUUGAAUCAAUUCCUAUUGUUCAUCUUCUUUUCUUUGGUCUUCUCUGACCCCUGUAACACUAAGGAUGGCCUUGAACAACGAAAGAAGUUAAAAUAGGGAGAUCUAAGGUGUGUGUGAAGAAUGAGAAGAAAACCCUACCAUAUUCCUUUGCCUUGGAAAACUGUGUUUAAGAAUUGCUUUCUUUUUUUUUUUUUUUUUAACAUAAACUCAUAACCUAAGUCCCCUCAUUUUUCCUGCUGGUUAUGUGAACCUAUCUGAGAAGAGGUGAAGGUUUGAAAAUUGAAGUAUGGGUGUUUAUUAGACAAGACUGGGUGUGCAGAAGCGUCCAUAAAUAGUGGUUUGCUCUAAGCCCAGUGAUCUAAGAAUUAUUAGUAAAUGCUAUACCUUGUCAAAAUAUUCAUAUUCAUGUUUUGUGGCAUAGCCUAAGAAAUUAAAAUAGGUGAACUAUUACCACAGGCUAACAGUAGCAUCUGCUUACUACCACCAAGCACUUGUUAAUUACAUUAUCUAAGGCUCACAACUACUUAUGCAUUAGGGACAACGUUUGAUUCCCAUUACAGAGAAGAGAAAUACUAAGAAUAAAAGAUGUUGAAUCACUUACCCAUGGUAACAUAGUUAUUAGGUCUAGAAGCUGGGUUUGAACUGGAUCUAAAUUUAAAGAGUGGGAGAUGCUGCCUCCCAUGGGAUGUAACUUUUUUUUAAACUUGAUUUUUUAUUUAUUAUUUAAUUUAAUUAAUUAAUUUAUCUAUUUGGCCACACCCCGUGGCAUGCGGAACUUCCCGGACCAGGGAUUGAACUCGUGCCCCCUGCAGUGGAAGCACGGAGUCUUAACCACUGGACCACCAGGGAUGUAAUUUUCUAUUUCAGUAGACUUUGAUCACUGUAUGGUACUGGAUGUUGAUGCUUUUAUAAUGAAAGAUUUUAGUUUGGAAAAUGAUUAAUAUGAAUGACAGUCAAGACUUUCACGAACAAUAAAGAAGUUCAGCCUAUAUUUAUUUAGUUGUCAGUGACAGGUCAAGAUAUACAUACACAGAAAGGGAAGUGCAUUUGACAUCUUAGAAAAUCCUAAUCUCAUCAAAAUCAAAUUUAUUAUCAACACAUAUGGAGUGUCAUACAGAUCAUAUAAUAUUUAAAUGCACAAAAUUAUUAUUUGAAUGCCUAUUUAAGUAAAGCUGAAACCAAAUUUUAUUUAGGAUUAUGAAUUUUCAAAUAAAUAGACCAAGGGAAGGGAAGCAACAUUUAUCAAAAAACACUACUACAUAUCAGACACUUUAUAUACAUUAUUUAAUUUAAUAUUCAGUAGAACUCUGUGAAGUGUCUCAUCCAUUUUCCAGAGGAGAGCAAAUUUUAAAGAAUAAUGUGCUUAAGAUUCAAGCAGGUUGGAAGUGGCUGGACAGUUUUAGAACUCAGGUUCACUGAUCUCCAAAUCCUGUUCUCUUGUGUCUCCACCAUAUUUGAAUUAGAUUGGAGCUUAUGGUCAAUGUAGGACUGGGGUGAAGUUCUUUAUAUGGUUCCCUUAAAAACUGCUAACUACUGAAUUUACCUAUUGGUUUACAAAGUUUUAACCAUUUAAGAAGAAAGUUCCAGUAGAAGCAAACCUUUUUAAAAUCCAAGUUCGAUAUCAGAAAUGUCUGAAAAUAUGGUUAGUUGAUGAGACCAACAAGGAAAUUCAAAUUUCAGUCCAGUAAACAAGAGCUAGAAAGUGGAUGAAUGAGGGCACCAUUUCACCCCUCCAAGGGUGGCAAACUGGCAGGAAACUUCUGUAAAAAAAGAGUCUACCAGGAGGAGUCCUUUCAUCCAGGACUCUUUUUUUUUUUCUAAACAAUAAUUUUAGAAGAGAGAUACUGUUUUUCUCCACUGUUUUCACAGAACCUUACCUUCAUAUAAAUCUCAGGUUAAACGAACAUCACUACUUGAUUCGUUCUACUUGAGAAGGAAUGUUUUGGGCAGCCUGGAGGAGGCAACUGUGAAAGGAGUGACUAGAGGUUAAUUCAGUUGUAGGUAAAACCACAGAGCUCAAUUCCAUAGUAUCCCAAGGAAUCGAUGACGAUUCAGGUACGCAAACAGAAAAAUUCCAUUUUGAAGCCCAAAAUGGGGAGGAUAAAAAGAAGGACGGGAGGGAAAGAAGGAAGGAGGCGUUAAGUAUUGGCAAGAAAGGAGAAGAGGGAGUUAUUGUUUAAUGGGCACAGAGUUUCAGUUUGGAAUGAUGAAAAGUU